AUGGCUGCGGUACCAGCAUACAGGCCACCGCCAGGCCUACGGACAAGGCUACACGACUUUAGGGAUCAUCUAAGUAGGAGAUACAAGGUCAAGUUAGCUAGCUAUGAGAAUCUGCACAAGUUCUCCAUCACUCGUAUGAGCGAUUUCUGGACGAGUUUCUGGGACUACUUCGAGGUUAUCGGAUCAGACAAGCCAGCGCAGGCGAUUGACGAAAACGCGCGCAUCGAUGAAUUUCCAACGUUCUUCCAAGGGGCGAAGAUCAAUUUCGCAGAGAACGUACUUGCCAGGAAACAAACUGGCACCGCGAUCAUCAACAUGCGAGAAGGCAACAUGUGGAACCCAGAGAUCUACACGUGGCAAGACUUGGAAGAGCUGGUGAAGAAGUGCGCUGAUGCUCUGAAAGCAUCUGGACUACAACAGGGGGAGGUUGUCACAGUUGUUGGUGGAAACAACGUACGAUCCCUGGCUCUUCUUUUGGCGACUGGAGCACUCGGGGCACUCUUUUCUUCGUUUGCAACCGAUAUUGGUGACAAGGCACUCGAGGAUCGUCUCAAAGUCCUCGAGCCCCGGAUUUUGAUUGCUGAGACGGUAUAUUCAUACAAUGGGAAUAGGAUCGACAUCAGCGGCAAGAUCGCAAACGCUUCCAGGAAAGUUCAAUUGGUGAACAGAAACUGCGAGCUUAUCGUAGUAGACAACGAAGGAUCGACAUCAUCAUUAACAUCCGUUACUGCGUGGUACGUGAGCAGCGUCACUCCGUCAAUUGACAGUUGA
This is a messenger RNA of Fonsecaea monophora, 771 nucleotides long. RefSeq lists its product as hypothetical. The transcript has 4 exons. Gene Ontology annotation, molecular function: acetoacetate-CoA ligase activity. The record is from RefSeq and is a predicted model, not a curated record. Bases 1 to 771 code for a protein of 256 amino acids. NCBI's taxonomy places the organism in Eukaryota, Fungi, Ascomycota, Eurotiomycetes, Chaetothyriales, Herpotrichiellaceae. Gene Ontology annotation, cellular component: cytosol.